This is a messenger RNA of Tigriopus californicus, 6587 nucleotides long. RefSeq names its product rho GTPase-activating protein 21-like. Gene Ontology annotation, molecular function: phospholipid binding; protein binding. The coding region runs from base 701 to 6031 and encodes 1776 amino acids. Gene Ontology annotation, biological process: signal transduction. Lineage: Eukaryota; Metazoa; Arthropoda; Copepoda; Harpacticoida; Harpacticidae. The transcript is spliced from 18 exons. The record is from RefSeq and is a predicted model, not a curated record.
GUGUGGUCUAUGAUCUCUCUGAUGUGGAUAUUGGAAAUCUCGAGGAUUGUCGAUUCUUCAUUGGUGAUGCUCGAUUCUCGAGUUCCAACGUGUUGAGGAUCUCGAUCCUGGAUCACGCUGUGCUAGUCGUGUGGAGCUAGCGAGCGGCUGUCCCAACGGUGGUUGAACCCGUGGCUUGAGCCGCAUCCUAGGUCUCUUUUCUCCGCUGUGCCAAAUUGACGACGUUUUUAUCUCUUGACGUGGACUGACUGGAUUAUCUCGUUUGCUAUUGACUCAAGUCCCUUCUCCUACUCCUCCUCCUCCUCCGCCUCCUUCCCAUCAGCCAGCCAGGCCUUCAAUCACUCACUCACUCACUCACUCAGUCACUCACCAAGAGAGCAAUAAUGAUGCAUAUAAUGGUAAUGAUGAUGAUCAAGCUGGCCUGACGGCCCUCUGAGGACCCCUUAUCACUCUGUCGUCCGUCAGACAAUCGCACUGUGGAGAAGCCAGGCUUUCACUCCCGAUAAGAGGGAAGGGUGAAAAUGUAACCCGUUGGUCUGGGUGCGUAAGGACAUUGAUCAGUGAUGAACUACGACGGACUCGUAUUCUUCAACGACUCUGGUGUGUCUCAAGGCCUCUGAAGUGAUUCGUGAUCUUUGAGAAUGAUCUUGUCGGAAGUGAUGAGCUGAAAGCAUGCUCGAAAGAACCGCGUGUUAAAACCAUGUCCUUCAAGGCUGUGGCCUUUGAGCGCCAUGGCAGUCUCAUUCAAAGGAAAAAAUCCCCCAUGGCCACCACCUCGCUGUCUAGUAUCAGAGAUGAAAUGACAUCAAAUCUCACGAGCCAGGUGGAGCCCCUAAGACUACGGUCGUCGUCAAAACAACAUUUGCAGGCUAAGAGUAGAUCAUCGGUCCUUCAUCGUCGUAGCGAUUGUGGGUCAGCAUUCUCCUCGAUCCAGAAUCCCCACAGACCAACUUAUUCCCCUGGUCCCACUUCUAUGUCUAGUUUAGAGGACCCCUCCCUCUUGUGCCUGCCGCAUCUUCCGCCAUCGUUCAAUACGGAAGAGAUCUACGAAAGUCUUUAUGACGCUCGUUGGAAGUCAAUGUUAAAGGAAGAUGCUCGUCUUCAACGUGAGAGUGUCCGAUGGAACUUUUCCUCUCCCCCGGGAUCUGUGGCAUCAAGUCGAGAGGGCUCUGUGGGACCUGGAGCUGCCUCUAAUGCUUGGGGUCAGCCUGAAACUUCUACCGAAUCCAUGUCAAAGAGAAACAACCCACCAAGAAGCCUGGCUUUACAGAAGACAAACCAAGACAGUUUCGGAUUCACCUUGCGACAUUGCAUCGUUUAUGCUCCCGAGCGACAUGACGGGCAGCGACCUCAACCCGAGAUGAAGGAAACCAUUUUUGUUAAGAGCAUCAAGCCUGAGGGCCCCGCUUACCGAGCGGGAAUGCGACUUGGUGAUAGGAUUAUGAGUGUCAAUGGUGAGCAGGUCGCUGGAAAGACCUACAGUCAUGUGGUCCAAAGCAUCAAGGCGGUGCCGGACGUACUAUAUUUGACGGUUCUACCUCAGGAGGAGGAUGUUAUUCAGAAGUAUUUCUUCGACAUUGCUCAAAAUCCCGAAACGAAUCAGCCCAGCAUCCAAGGCUCACCAGCUUUGUCGCAAAGGUCGGUUCACUCUCAACGUGGAGCGCUUUCUAAUUUCAUGCCAAUUGAUUCCUCGGAGCAUUUGUAUGAAGAGCCAGCUCAAAUCCGAGAGAAUCGCUAUCCCUCGCCCAUUUACCAUCGAAAUAACCCGGAUGAAGGUGUUCUUAAUCGGAUUCAACGGGACUUUGAGAUGAAAGAGAAGUUCAUGAAUCGGCCCCCCGAAGACUUUAAAACAACCAUAAAAACUCGCGAAGACCAACACAAAGAAUCAAGAUUGACCAGAAAGGACGACCGAUCGCGAAACUUGAAGUCGAAAUCUCCAUCACGGUUGCCGCGUCCUAUGCAGACCUUCGUGGACGGCUCGACUUGCUCAAAAGGCGAUAGUGGAUCAUCCUUACCUUCGCCAAAGUCUCAUUCUCAGUCAAGUCAAAGCGAGAUCGAGGCCCAUGCCUCCUCCAACGCUCUCAUUAUGGACCGGAUACGGGAAGAAGGGGCCGCAAAUUCGGAAACCAUGACGACAGCCCCUCAUCACCGCUAUCGCUCACAUGAUCAUGUCUCAAGUCGACGAUCCUCGGCAGCGAGUGAAACCCCUCCUCCUUCAACAACAGCAACAACAAUAUCAACAACGGCCUUUUUGGACUCGAGCCGAUACCCUGCGUCCUCAUACUCCGAGACCCGUCAAUCCUCACAUACAGGUUCGACCAUGAACCCCCCAAUCCGCAGACGACCUAAACCCACCCUAACUCCAGAAGAGACUGAUGAAAAGAACCUAAGAAGAGCCUCAUAUUUGCGAGCCACCAAAAACGAAGAUUGCGCCCGCAAUGUGGCACUAGACCCUAGUGUAAUUAACACCACCACCAUCACUAGCGCCACCCCCGAUACAGAUUUCGAAAUGGUGACGUCCACUUCCAAAGCAUUAUCGUCGUCAUCAUCGCCAUUGUCGUCAUCAUCAACAACGACUAAGAAAUUACAAUCAUCCGGGGCAGAGAAAUUGUCAAAUUCUUCCAACAGUAUCCAACGUAGUAAGGCACGCAUUGGUGAGAAAACUGACUCGUCCCAAGAGGAUUUGGAGUCCCAUGGACCCAUUCAAGGAGAGGAAAUCAAACAAGGCUGGCUUCAAAUCAAGGUCAUGGCUUUGGAGGGCAGGAAAGCCACUGAUCGCUCAUGGAAGAACGUGUAUGCUGUGAUCAGAAGCAAUCGCAUGUUCAUGUACAAGGACAAAAAAGUUGCCACCGAGAGUCCUCAAUCGACGGAAGAGGAUACUGUGCCCUUAGCCGAAAGUUACGUGCAUGUGGCGGACGACUAUACCAAACGGAAGAACGUGUUUCGCAUUAAGACCCAUUUUGGAUCCGAGUAUUUGUGCCAAGCGGAUCAAGAGCAAGACAUGAAGGAGUGGAUCAAGGCCAUUGAGUCUUCCAAUGUGCAUUUCGUCGUAGACGAAAGGAAAGACUCGGGUCCAGGAGGUGUGCUCAUUCCGGGUGCAGCAGGAGGCGGGGUUAGAGGAUUGAAGAAACUCACCUCGUUCAGGAACCGAUCUCCGUCCCUGCAUUCGCCGGCAGCCAAGUCCAGGAAACCAUCCCAAGACCCGAUGCCCUCGCGGGACACGACCAUCCAAACGAGUUAUCAUGGGCCAUCAAAUCCCACCACCAUCACCACAACCACAACAGCCACCACUACCACCACCGCCCACUUCAUGACCUCAUCAGUUCCGAAUCUAGAUUCCGCAGGUCCAAUGACUGCGACGGAAGAGACGAAAAGGGAUAAGAAAACCUUGAUGGGCAAGAUGGCCAAACAAUGGAAGAAAAUCCAACACGGCUCACCGGCCAUGCCCCAAACGCUUGAGCCUGAAAGCGGAUCAAUAGGAGUCCCAUUGGAAAACUGUCCCAUGAGCGAGGAUCCGAAUCACGAACGUGUUCCAAAGCUAGUCACCACGUGUUGCAAGAUUGUCGAGGAACGUGGCCUCGAGAUUGUAGGCGUUUAUAGGGUUCCCGGCAACACUGCGGCUGUUAAGUGUCUAAUCGAACAACUCAGGGCUGCUGAUCCAGAGGAAGCCUUCAAAAUGGACGAUUAUCGUUGGAACGACGUCAAUGUUGUGUCCAGUCUAUUGAAAUCAUUUUUCCGCAAGCUGCCCGAACCUUUGUUCACAGCCGAGCUUUACCCAAGAUUCGUCAAAGCCUCGAUGAUCGAGGAUUCCGGGCAGCGAUUGCACACCCUCAAGAAACUUAUUCAAGCCUUACCGUCCAUCAACCUUGAUACCCUCGAAUUCGUGAUAGGCCAUCUCACCAAGGUCAUUGAAUUCUCCAAUAUCAACAAAAUGGAGGUCAAGAACUUGGCCAUUGUGUUCGGACCCACUUUGGUGCGACCCGAUGGAGACGAUAUGAUGCUCAUGGUCACGGACAUGGCCCAACAAUGCCGCAUCAUCGAGUCCAUACUCACUCACGCCGAGUGGUUCUUCAAUAACGAGCCCGUAGACGAGCACGCGGUUUCGAGUUUUAUUCUCGACUGCGCCGAGCCCCAAACCGUGAUCGCCCAAACAGCUCAUGAAAGCAUUUUAUUAACCAACCUCCAGAAACUGGAGUAUCAGGGUAAAGUUCAUAGCCCCUCCCGAGAUAUGAGUGCCAAAGAAGUGGUUUCGAGCAUCAUCUCGGCCGCACAACGCAAGAAGAAUCGACCAAGCGCCCCCUACUCUCACAAAGUAAGUCCCAACCCGAUCAUGGUCAAUAGCCAAAGAAUUGGGCCAGAACAACAGACUCAGACCCCACCCCUGAGCGAGAACAAUUCGAGACGCAAUUCCGAAAGCAUGAUGCAAGCCGUUAGCGGAGUCCAAUCGUGUUCCAAUCAGGAAUCGAGUUCCAAUAAUGAGAGGAGGAGUCCAGUCCAGGGUGUAGGAGCCUCCCACUUAAAUCUCCCAUCCACGUCUUACAUGAAGAAAAUCUCAGCCAGUGCUGAGAACAUCAAUCGAGUGUGCAACUUGAGUGUUCAGCAGCUGCAAAGCUCGCCUUCCCGAAAGUUCCCUCUGACCGAAUCUACAACCACAUAUCAGAACGAGUCGAAUCGCGAAUCACCCGGAAAGACUCAUUUCCGACCGGACUUACUCCCAGGUCCAGAAUCUCCGACGCUGGAUGCCUGGAAGAGCAACUCUGAUCAGAUCCUUUUGCAAGAGCCCUAUCCAACCCAAGCCUACAACUCCGAUCCGGCGGAUGCCAAGAACCGAUUCCUGACCCGUACCUAUUUUAAACGUAACGCCGAUCCUCGAUUGCCCAUCAAUCGUGUUCAUUCUGCCUCCAAUCUCAUGGAGAGUUUGGCCGAGUUCGACUCAUCCCAAACAACCACUGCUCCCUUGGGAGCGCUGAAACGUCACCAGUUGCAAAAGUGUGCUACGGAAUCCACCUUGGCAAUUGAUGCGAAACAAUCCUCUCCCAACAAGUCUACUGCCGACGUCAAAACCCAAGCCAAAACGCCCACCACGAAAGACCAGGAAAAAGGGGAAGAGGAAGAGGAAGAAAACCGAGUGGAAGCUUCAGAAGAUGACAGAGAGCGUGGCAAAAUCAUCAGUCAAUUGAAUACGUUUGACGAGUCUUUACGUCUGCUAAUCGAUCCCAAUUCUCAGUCUGGUCCGGAUUCGCACGUUAAGGCCAAUCCUCAGCGUCGAAUGUCAGCAAUAACGGUUGUGAACACCAACCCCUCGCCCUUGGCUCCAUCAUCAUUUUCCUCGACAUUACCGGCAACAUCCAAUGCCAAGACCUCACGAAGCAUCAGUGUGGGGGGUCGACCUCCUCAAUUAGCCCUCAAGGACAAACGCAACCAUGUGAGCCGGAAAAGCGAAUUGAAGCGCGGGAAAUUGGUAGACAAGAAAAAGCAGCAUUCGCCCACGUUGAUUAAUUUCAAGCGAAAUGACUCCUUGAAUAAGAAGGAAAAGCAGAAGGUGAACAUUCGACAAAAAGCAGCCGAGAAGGAAAACAACAACACCGCUCAAAAGCUUUGGGAAGAGCAUCUCCUCAAGGAUCCCACAGCUGCUUCCAAGAUUAUUAAAACCCUGAGCAACCAAAGCCAGAUCAAGCGGCGAAAUACCGUGGGAAGCCCCAACGAUAUCGAGAACCAAGGCCGGAAGAGCAAGUUCUCCAUCAAUCACCACCACCGGCGCACCGCCCCAAUGACCAUUGGGCAUCGUUGGUCUUCCAUGGACAGUGCAGGGAGUAAUGAGGAUGAAGGGACCGAAUUGGAGGAACCCAGGACUGAGGACGACGAGGAAGAUGAAGAACAGAUCGUCAAUAAUGAAUCGGAGGACAACCGCCUCCUAGGACUGGCUUUAACCAUUUCCAAGGUCGGUCAGCGGCCUUCUGAAACUCACAACGGGUCUGCCAACGACUCUCCGCCUGGGAAAAUGCCUUCGUUACUUGAGUCCCAAGUCUGACGUGGCGUCUCGAUGUGGUUGUUUUUAUUGACAAGUCAUUGAUUACUAUGUAUAUCUGGUCGUCUAGAGGAAAAGAAUCGGAUCAGACCGAUGAUGCAUUUUGUGUUCCCAACGGUGGAUUUGGCGAGCAUAGUCGAGUCGUGUCGACUUAUUCCUGGUGAUUGUUGUGUUUAGGCUCCAAAUCAAUCCACCUUUCAAUCAAAAUGAAGAAGAACAUGAACAAGAUAAGCAAAACUGUUCUACAACUUAACUGUGAUAUGACAACAAAAAUCCUUUCAAAAUCAGUGGUAGCAUGACCACUUACAAAAUGAGUGCCCCUCCGACUCAUCAUCAUCAUUAUUAUUAUCAUUAUUACUACUACUAUCUUCAUUAUCAUCAUCAUAACAUGUAGGCCGUGUCUGCCGUUUGUCGAUGUCCCAAUCGUGGUUGAACAAAUAAUAAAAGACAAAAUAGUACAUAUUAUUUAUGGGUAAACCAGUUAAACAGUCGAGUACGACGACACAUUCGGUGUGUGAAAAUAAAUUACCGUAACGUAUGCGUAAUACACCAAGAUUAA